ACAAUCAGCGGCUGUUCUAUAUUUCGUAAGAACUGACAGUGUAUAUAUAAGAUAUUCAUUGUUUCCAAUACAAGCAGAAAGGGAAAAACUGUUGUCUGAAAAAUCGAAGGAAUAGUAAAAUAAAAUUUAUGAAUGACAAAAUAGAAAAGUGUGAUUAUAUUAGGCUUAAUAACAAAAAUUAAAUUAUUUCCGAACUAAGUAAUGACAGGUACACUCCCGAGGGAGACAAACGGAUCAGUUUCAAAAAUGCCUUACAACCAAGCAAACAUGGAUGAAAGAGACAAUUAUUUUGCACCAAAUUAUCAGAAUUAUCAGGUGCCAGUGACUCCACCAGGAUUAGAAGCCAUUUAUUCAGCAUGUCGGAAAUUAUAUCAAGAUCAGCCCAACCCGUUACAAGUAACAGCACUCGUGAAAUACUGGCUGGGUGGACCAGAUCCAUUAGACUACAUCAGUAUGUAUGCAAACCCAGGAGAUCCAGAUAAAGGGGUUCCCCCGCAUUGGCACUACAUCAGCUUCGGCCUGUCAGAUCUCCAUGGUGAUGGCAGAGUUCAUGAAUGUCAAGGUACAGACGGACCAAGUGGUUUUGGUUUUGAGUUGACGUUCAGACUGAAACGCGAGCCCGGAGAGACCAAUCCACCCACCUUGCCAGCCACGUAAAUGCAAGCUCUCUCAAGAUAUGUCUUUCAAACAGAGAACAAGGUAUACGCUGGAGAUCAUGUACCAUGGCAUAUUCCAUUAGAUGGUAGUGAGUCUCGCAUACAGCAUAUGCUCAUGGCGGAGGACCCUCAGCUGAACCCCAUUACAACACCAUUCGGACCGGUCUGCUUUGUACAGAUUGUCGGAGUUUGCACGGAGGAACUACGUGCUGCUCAGCAUUGGAAUGGACCAGGAGUUAUUGAACUUUUGCGUUCAAUAUCUUCAGCUGGUGGUCCUUGGCUGAUCACUGACAUGAGGAGAGGUGAGUCUCAGUUUGAACUACAAGAGAAAGUGGAUCAGGGAAUUGAAACGGAAGGUUCGAAUUUGAGUGGCGUUAACAGCAAAUGCUCAUGGGAAGAGCCUGGGGAGAAUGAUCGUGAUAAUUUAUAUGACAAGGAUGGGUUCGAUGAUGAUGAAGAUGAUGCAGAGAGAGGACACCUUUCAAUAUUAGAGUCAGAGCAGAUAAAAGCAACAUUGUCAAGAGGCCUACAUUCUGAUCUACGGCCAAAUAUUGCAGAUUUCAAUCGACCUCGAUCAAGGAAAAAUUCAUUUGACAGUACGGAGAGUUCAGAUGCACCGACUGAGUUGUUACGGACAAGAACGCUCGAAUACGUACACCUUAAAUUUAAUCUGGAAGCUGCUUCUUUACUGCCGUUGGCAUUGAGAGGAAGGUUGCGGCAUGGGCGACAUUUUACAUUUAUGAGUGCGACAAAUGAUUCUGCAAUUACCCUUGUUUCUCCGAGCGUAAACGGCUCCAUAGCGGACGAGGAGCACCCAUUCGCAGCACAUGGUCUGUGGUUGCAAGUUUUACUGGCAGAUGAUUUCAUUGAAGAAAUGUGUAUAGACCUACAAGAGUUAUCAAAUCCUGAUGAUUUACUUCUACCUAAAACGUACAGAUGGCCUGAGAGACGACUGUGUAUCACCAUCCUGUCUGAUGAGGCAUAGUAAAGAGCUGAGAUUGGUCAAAACUUGACGUAUUGUUGGUCGAGAAAAACACCCUUCAAUUCUUGUGUUGAUACGGUUUCUUAGAAAAAAAAUUAUUUUGAUAUUAAAAAAAAGAAAAGAAAAAUAACUAUGAAAUAGUUGAUGAGGAUUCAGUUGAUGUUUUAAACAGAAGUGUUUCUGGGAAGAAAGAAAAAACUUUUAGAAAUGUAUGAUUUCUUACUAAAAAAAUUUCAAGUUCUAAGGUAAAAAAACAACAGCAUAUUUUGCCAUGGUGUUCAUAAUGUGAUAUAAAGUGAUAUCUUCAAAAUAAAAAGAAAACAGAUGGAUUUACUUUACAAGAAAGAAGACUUACACUGCUAGGACAGAUUGUGUUGUAUCACAGGGAAUUAUGGGAGUUUUGAAACGAUGAAAUCUAGUCAGAUUUGAACAUUAUUAUUAGAUUAAUUUUUAAAACUUGCAAUCUGUGUGUGUUUUUAUUAUGCUCUUUUAUAUAUAGAACUGUGGAUUUGCCUUUACAGUGAAAAAAAAUGUUUUAUAACUUGGUACCAAUAAAAAUAGAAGUGCUGAAUACUGGGACUGUAAUAUGAAAAGGAAAUAAUUUCUGAUUUUUCUGGUGUUAAAUUGUUGUUGACAGCAGUUGUUAUAGGCAUUGAUCAUUUUAUUCAUUCAUUUUGUAAAUUAGCUCAUAUUUUCCCAUACAGAAGAGAAAUGGAAUAACAAUGUGGAUAUAUGAUUUAAAAAGUGAUCAUUAUUUCAAGAAAUGUUCAACAACAUAUGUCUAUCUCUUGUUAGGAAAUUUAUUUUUCUUUAUAACUGACCUCUGUGGUUUAAGAUAAGAUCUUUUGAUGCCCUUUUUUUAUGACAAAAAUCUUUUGUAUUUGCUUUGUAUAUUUUUUUCCCUGUAUUAAUAGACCCUCUACUGAUACAUAAAUUGUCUUUAAAAGUUAUUUUUUGAUUAUAAUUAAAAACAUAUAAUGCAAAUUUUAACUGUGAAAGAGUAUGGGACAAAAUCCAGCCCUAUAAUAUUAGUGAAAUUGACAAGUAAAAACAAGGGAGGUACUUUUCAACAUGAUAGUGUUAGCGACAAGGGAGAUAAUUUUUCUGCCGCUGUUUCAUUCUGGCAAUAUACUCAAGUAAUGAAACAUAUAUUUUAAGAGAAUCAAAUCCACACUAAAGAGAUUUAAUUCAUUAUAUUUUAACACUAUAUGUAUCUUUAGGAUAAAAUGAUAGUGUUGUUUUUGUUUGUUUUUUUCUUUCUCACUGAACAGGUGAAAAUGUCUUAAAAGAGUGCUUUGACUUCUUUUUGCUUUUACAAACCCUUUAGUUUGUAUAAGUUAUUUUUGUACCAUUUUAUUUAUGUUAACUUUUGUGCAUAUUAUUGUAAUUUUAUACUGUACAUAAUGUAUGUAUUUUUUUAUAAAAAGUAAAUGCUAUGAUUACACAUCAAGCACAUGUCAUUUUGAAAGAGAAAAAACACUUUUUUUAAAUUUUUUUAUUAAAGUGUGCCUUAUAUUUAAUGAUACACAAGAUGUUUUUUUUUAAUAUAUCAACAAAUUUUUAUUUUACCAGUAAAUUGGUGAACAUUGACUAAUUUAUACUUUAAUUAUUUUUUCAGGCAUAAGUUUAAUACCAGGACUCUUACUGUACAAAGUUUUUAAUUCAUGUAGUUUUCUCUGUAACUAUUUAGAAAAAAAAAUGAUUAUUUUGAUAUUCAUGAAAAUUAAGUUUUGAAUAUUCAUGAAAAUUAAGUUUUGAAUAUUCAUUAAUAUUAAAUUUUGAAUAUUCAUUGAAAUUAAGUCACCUGUAUGUUUUUAAUGAAUGCAAGUUAUUAUGAAUGUUUUUUAUAUUGCAGAACAUUUAAAUAUUUAUAUACCCAGCAUGUUAAUGAUGAAUAUUCUAUCCAAAUUUUUUCUUCUUUGCCUGCGCAUUCCUCAAGUUUUUUGUUUUUUUUGGAGAAUAACAAAAAGACAUGUUCAUGAUUGUUUUUAUCAUAGAAUUUUUACUAGUGGUCACUUCCAACAGUAACCACAUAUCUUAAAUGUCUUAAUGAAGUGUGCUUUGUUUUUUCCUCUUACAACUCUGUACUCAAACUUUUCUGAGUAUGACUUUUUUUUUAUUUCUAAACGUUCUUUUAUACUCACUGACUUAGUUCUUAUUCUAGAACUGUCUAUAGGUUUGCUUUUAAUUUUUCUAUAUUCUAUAUUACUGUUCGAACUGGUUGUAAGUUUUGAAAAGGCCUACAUGAUUCACUUGUUCACGAAAAUGUUAUUUGUUUGAAGACAAUUACUUUAUAAUUAUUUAGCCCCUAUUUUGUGAAUAAUGAGACGUGUGAAGGAAAUUUAAGGCUUAAUUUAAUAGUCAAACAUCGAAGCAUCAAUGGCAAAUGUUUUCUGUUAUUUAAUAAAAAUCUAAAUAGCAUCGAUGAACAAAAUUAUCAAACGCUGUGUAUAAAUACUCUUAAUAGUUAAAAUGUUCUAAAUUUUACCAUAUCCACAAAAUAUACUAGACAAUAUUGGUAAUUUUUUGUCCUAUAUUGUCAUCAAGUUUGACUGAAGUAAAUGAAUUAAACAAGGCUUUGUGUGUAGUGCCUUUUCAAGUGACAUAGUCUAUUCUUAGACUUAACAUUUCAAAUAUAUCUGUAUCUUACUUUGAUUUUCUGCUGUGCUUUUCACUAACAAAAAAUAAUUUUCGUUUAAUUUCGUUAUAGUUCAAUCUUGAGAUUCAAUCAGGAUUGAAUAGAAUAUUUUUAAAGGAGAAGAGAUGUAUGGGAUUUCAUUGGUUGGUUUUAUGGAGAAAUUUUAAGAGAGAGAAAAAAAGUUUUUAAAAUUUUAUCUUAUAUUCUGCUAAGUACAUGUAGAACAGUUUCAAAGGAAGGAAAACUGAUGUAUUAGAAGGCUAAAAAUAAUUUAAUUUUAUUUACAGUGAAGAAAUAUACAAUCCUCAAACUCUUCUCCUUUUUCCUAGUUUGGCUACUUUUGCCUGCUUUGGCCUCUUUGGUCUUGUUUGUUUUCUUUUGUCUUAAUGAGAAAGACAUCAGCAACAUGAGGACAGUGUGUGGUUUGGUUACUGAGUUUACACGUCCCGAAAAAAAAGAAAACUGACAUGUGUUUUAAAUAUAUCGACUUAAUCUGUCUAAAGUCUUACUGUUUCCUAAUUUACUUCUUUUUAUAAAUAUAUAUGUAAUACAGUAUUUGUUAUGUGAAAUGUUACUUAAAAAUGUUGCCGUGUUCUCAAAGUUGAUUAAUUAUGACUUAUUAAUCAUGUAUUAUAAGCAUAAAAUAGAUGUAAGAAGAUAAUGUUCAAUUUGUUAUGUUGCAUAA
Molecule: messenger RNA, 4961 nt
Organism: Ruditapes philippinarum (Manila clam)
Lineage: Eukaryota; Metazoa; Mollusca; Bivalvia; Venerida; Veneridae
Product: suppressor of fused homolog
Exons: 10
Cellular component (GO): nucleus; cytoplasm
Molecular function (GO): transcription factor binding
Source: RefSeq, a predicted model, not a curated record